GACACUAGUGUGAUUACAGACGGCUCACACUUCUUCUCUUCGUGACUGCGGAGGGACCUCGACACGUGUGGACGUCAGCGUUUGAAAUCUUUUUCUUUUCGCCUGUCAUCAUGCGCUGGCUGCUGGCUGGAUGCUGUGCAAUGGCUUUGAUCGGUCUCUCAGCGGCUCUAAACCACCAGGUUACCCAGAUGCCCCGGUUCUACGGUGUAAAAUUCAACCGCAACGUAGGAAUUUACUGUUCCUCAAAGCCACCUCUGCCAGCCACCGUGCACUGGUACAAGGCCGAUACACACGACGGGGAUCCUAAAGACAGAUCCGAGGUAAAGGGAGCAAGGUUUCAAUUCCAUGACCGGAAUCAAACCAAAAACUCCCUUCUCUACAUCGAGAAGGUGAAAGCACAGGACAACGGACUGUACUUCUGCAAGAUAAACGACACGUGGGGGUCUGGAACUCAAGUUCUCGCCAUCAAGGUCACAGACGUUUCCCAGGCACUGCAACGGACCACGAUCAAGGACGUUCUCAUCAUCUUCCAGGGCCUCCUGCUGGCUGCUGCUGUCGCUAUUCUGAUGCUGCGCAGAAAGAUGGUGUCAGAGAAGACGGACAUCAUAUAUGAGGAGCCUGACACUGAUCACAUCUAUGAGGGUUUGGCGAUCGAGAGGUGUGACGCAGGACUGUAUGAGGAACUGUCGGUGUACGCCCAGACUGACGGAGCCGAAGCCCCAUGGGAGUGAGACUGACGUCGCUGAACCUACGAACAGUUUCACCAAACAAGUUCUGAUCGUACAUUCUUAGUUGUUGAUUGUGAAUUGAUAAUAAUGACAGAGGAAUCGUUUCAGGUUGUCCGUCCAUCCGUCCCUUUUCUGUGAACACGAUAUCUCAAGAACGGCUUCAGGGAAUUUCUUCAAAUUUAGUAAAAAUGUUAAGUUGAACUCAAGGAUUGACUGAUUAGAAUUUGGGGGUCAAAGGUCACGGUCACCUCAUGUUAUUGUGAAUGCAAUAUGUCAUGAACAGCUUGAGGGAAGGGGGAGGUUGUUGUUUGUUUGUUUUUUUUACACAAGUUGAGUUGUGUAUUAUUUCUUGAUGUCUCUUCUGACUUCAUCGUUCAGAGCAUGUACGAACAAACUCCCAGCUGAAAUCCCCACGAGAGAAAAUGUCCCAGAUAUGUUGUGGGUGUCGGAGCCUGAACGAGAAACUUGCUUUAGUUACAGGAGCAAAGGUUUUAAACAAAUUUACAUUUUGUGUUGUUUUUUUAAAAUGUUCAUUAUCUUUUAUAGUUAAUCGUUUCAACAAAGUAUCUCCAUGUUACACAGUAAAGAAAACAUACUCAAUGUGCAGAAAGUCAACCAACUAAAAAAACUCUUUCUUAAUCUGAUGGACUGAUCUGAAGUUGGAAAAACUUCAAACAUUUCAGUGUGUGAUCUUUGCUGAUAUUUAGAAAUGCAUAUAUGCAAUAAUAAAAAAUAAUUAUUAUUUGCAUUGUGUUUGUUGAUGCAAUGAGAAUAAAAA
Paralichthys olivaceus (Japanese flounder) is the source of this 1506-nucleotide messenger RNA. It is a transcript of the gene cd79b, whose product is annotated as CD79b molecule, immunoglobulin-associated beta. The record is from RefSeq and is a predicted model, not a curated record. Lineage: Eukaryota; Metazoa; Chordata; Actinopteri; Pleuronectiformes; Paralichthyidae. Gene Ontology annotation, biological process: B cell receptor signaling pathway; B cell differentiation. Gene Ontology annotation, cellular component: external side of plasma membrane; B cell receptor complex.